Molecule: messenger RNA, 4464 nt
Organism: Pseudozyma hubeiensis SY62
Lineage: Eukaryota; Fungi; Basidiomycota; Ustilaginomycetes; Ustilaginales; Ustilaginaceae
Exons: 3
Coding region: 1-4464 (1487 amino acids)
Biological process (GO): L-leucine biosynthetic process; L-valine biosynthetic process
Cellular component (GO): mitochondrion
Molecular function (GO): branched-chain-amino-acid:2-oxoglutarate transaminase activity; protein binding
Source: RefSeq, a predicted model, not a curated record
AUGCAGCGUCUCCAGCCACUUCCGCAUACCAGCUCGGCCGCGCGCUCCUUCUCGGCGGGCUCGUACGCCUCAUCCAACGGCUCUUCGUCCUCGGCCGUCUCGGCGCACGAUCUAGGUUCGCACACACCGUCUACCAGCCCAUCCCUCUCCGAUCGCGGCGCCUCUAGUUCAGAUACUUCCGACUGGAGCAAGCUGCCGAGACAGCACCCACCUCCUUCACCUGACCCCAGCGCUGGUCCCUCCUCGGGUCUCUCCCCUCUAGAACUUCUCGUCAAGCGAGGUAUGCAGGUGCAGCAUGAGAUCUUGACACCUGAUGAUCACUCGGCAACAACUUCGAACAGCAAUCGCAUCCUCGAGCGCGCAUCCGCCCUUUCACGAAAAACCUCGGUACGCAAGCCCCCAAUACAGCCAUCGCCCGAUCCAGACGACUUCGACGACGCACAAAGCAUUCGCAGCGUCAAUCUAUUGUCCGAGCCAGAUUCUAGCUUCUCCCGCACGCAGCGCCGUUCCUCUCCUUCAUCAUCCGCGGCAUUCUCGCCCGACCCGAGCUCUUCCUUUUCCGUACAACGAGGCUACAAGGCAUCCUACGAUGAUGCUAACGACUCCUACACACCGACGCAGCCAGAGACAGUUUGGCAGCGAAACUCCUCACAUCUGUCACAUCUGCUUGGUGACGCCUUCCGCAAUUCGAUCAGUUCGGACAUUUCCUUCAAUUCUAUCACGGGCGACGACGCGUCGCUAUCGCGCAGGGCAUCAAUAGAUACUGUUCGCAGCUCAGAGUUCGGCGAAGAUGGCCGUUGGGGCCGUGCCUGGGCGUCACGAGCCGAUGAUGAGGAAAGCGCCUACGAGGAGAGUGCAUACGGAGACGAUCUCGACCCUGACUUGGACAACGAACGCGAUGUCGCUUCUAUCAACGGCAGCAUUGAUCUCAAUCCAAACCAAGGUCCGCUGCUGACAGGAGGGGGGCUCGACUCGGUAGCUCAACGGUGGAAGCGCGAGCAUGCGUUCGACAAUACUUCACGAGGCUCAAGCAACAAUGCUUCCGUUGGCUCCUCGAUGCCCGCCAUUCGUCAGGUUGCCAGCAAGGAACAGGUGGUUAGCCUCACCAGAUCGGUCCCGCCGCCUACAGCUUCUUCGAGGCUGCAACAGCCCUCCCUCUCGCAUAUGCAAGCCGAUGCUCGACACAGCUUUGUCCCACGAAUCGAGACGCAAGAGUACGAUGUCCGACCGGAUCCCACACAGCUGUACGACCGCACACCGAUGGCCUCUGCAGAUCGCUACCUUGGCCAUCGGUCCACCUCAUCGAACGCCACCAUCACUGGCGACAGCCAGCGGGCAGGCAAGGAUAGUCCGCCGACUGCACGCGUCUACGUCUACCCACCGAGUCCAUCUGGCUCGGAAGCUUCGCGAUCGACCGGCGCAGCCGCAGAGCACUCACAGUACCGCUACGGCUCGAUGCCUUCUCCCACUUCGGCACAAGUCGAGACCAUGGCCGCAUCGCCUCAGCGUCCGCGCGCUCCGCUGGCUCCAUCUAGCAUUUUAGCCAAUCCUAGACGCGCUUCCGCAGAUAGCCAAAGACAACAUCGGCUUCGAUCUUCGGGGCAUCCCGCUGGACGAGUUCCGCCUCCCCCACCCCCAGCGUCAGCAUCAAGCAGCGAACAACGCAGUCCACAAGGAUACUCAGACCCAAAUCAGUUCUUCCAGGGUGUCGAUCGACCAAUCAUGGGUAGGAAGCGCGCCGAAGCCAUCGCGCGUGCUGACGGCAGGGAAAGUAUGGUUUCCGAUCUCGACGUUGAGACGCUCCGACUCGACGGCAGCAGUCGACGUGACAGCAGCAGCACCAUUGCGAGUAUCAUGACCUCGCGCAUGUCGAUCGGCAGCGUCAGUCACGACCCUGCCAUGCUCCAGUCUGCUGCAGGAUGGCGGGCUCCUUCUUCUGCUUUUCAGCAGAGCAACGCGCCAAAGUCUUUAGCUCAGAACAACGUUUCGCAGGACCUGUCUCGAUCGUUGCAGCCCGUGCAAGAUUCUGUGUUCGACUAUGCGAGUCAGACGGCCAGACCCGCGCUGCGUAAUGUCAAGUCGACCAACGCGAUCCCACCCAACGGCCUGCCAGGAUCCGUCGACAUGCAACCCACGGCCUCAGCACCAUCUUUCAGCUUAAGCACCGCUGGACUGAAUACUCCCAACCUCGCAGCUCCUGCCAAACCACGAUCCUCACCCGCCGUCGACACCCGCACCGGUCCCACCUCGGCCGAAGACUUCCUCUCUCAAGGCAUCACCUAUCACGAACAAGGCGACCUCGCACGUUCCGCGUUCUACUUUGAACGAUCCGCCAAAGUCGACGGCGGCUGCGUCGUGGGCAUGUGCAUGUUCGGUAUGGCCCUCCGCGAAGGUUGGGGAGCACGAAAGGACCCGGUGAAAGGUUUCACCUGGAUCCAACGUGCCGCGGCUCGCGCAGGCGAGAUGAUGUCCACCCGCACACCUAAGACCGACUCCGAACUCAAGGCCAUCAAGAGCGAACUCAAACUCAGCGUGUACGAGCUCGGCAAGUGCUUCUGCUACGGCUGGGGCGUCAAGAUGGACAAGCACAUGGCACUGGAGUACUUUGAGUUGGCGGCAAAGCUGGGCGACGCGGAUGCGCAGGCAGAAGCGGGUGCUCUGUAUGCUGCGGGCAAAGGAUGCAAGAAGGAUCUGAAGAAGGCAGCGAUGUACUACAGGAUGGCCGAGGAAGAUCUGACCGGGACCUUCUCUCGGUGCCGGUUGAGUCGGAUCUCUGAAAAGAUGGUUGCAUCUGCAGCAAACGUAGAACAAGAUCAUCCUGUUCAUGAUUCUCUUGCUCUGAUCCUGGAAGAGGACCGCUUCUCCGUGACCGCAAUUGGGACAGUUCAAGUCGUGCGUUCUCCUGAGUGUGGGAUCCUUCAUGAGGGUUGUCACUCGCUGUUAGCGCCGAGCAAAUACCCGAAAAAUCGAGACACAAAUAGCCGUUCACAGGCACAACCGAGUCAUGAGACACUCUCACAAUUGCAGCGCUGGAAAUUAGCCAACUGUGCAGCACAGCGCAGCACACAGCGACGCAGCGAGCAAGCGAGCGAGCAAGAACGAGACGACGACCUCCUGGUCCGUGUCAUGUCCGCCUUUCCACCUUCCAAUCUCCACCAUCUCUCGAUCCUAUUGCUCGUUACAAUGCUGAAUCUGGCGAGAACAGCUCUUCGCGCACGCGCAGCAUCCGCCCCAGCAAGCUCUCUGCUUCGCCGCCAUGCCGCUGCCUCGUCUCUCCGAUUCCAGUCCACCACCGUCUCCCACGAUCCCAUGACGGGGGAGGCAACAGGUCUCAAGCACCUCGACUCGUCCGCUGUCGUUGUCACCAAAUCUAACGCUCCUCGUGUACCACCACCUUCCCAGUCGCUCGUCUUUGGCGCCAACUUUUCCGAUCACAUGCUGUCCAUUCCUUGGAACAGCGCCACCGGUUGGGAUGCUCCCAAGAUUCACCCUUACUCUCCGCUCCAGCUCGACCCUAGCGCCGUCAUCUUCCACUACGCUCCUUCGCUGUUCGAAGGCAUGAAGGCGUACAAGGAUGUCAAUGGAAAAGUGCGGCUGUUCAGACCGGAUAUGAACAUGAAGCGCAUGAACACUUCGGCCGCACGUAUCGCACUGCCUACUUUCGAAGGCGAACAACUCAUCUCGUUGAUCAAGAAGCUCGUUGCUAUGGAUAAGGGCUGGAUCCCUUCCGAACCGGGUCAUUCGCUCUACAUCCGACCUGCGCUCAUCGGCACUGAAGCAGCGUUGGGCGUUCAUCCUACCAAAGACGCCCUGCUGUUCGUCAUCUGCUCGCCCGUAGGACCAUACUACAAGACCGGUUUCAAACCAGUCGCCCUUGAAGCGGAUCCCAACAAGGUCCGAGCGUGGCCAGGCGGAACAGGACAAUACAAGCUCGGCGGUAACUACGCUCCCGGUAUUCUGCCUCAGUUGGAAGCGGCUGAACGAGGAUACCAGCAAAACCUGUGGUUGUUCGGCGAUCAACACCUGUUGACCGAAGUGGGAACUAUGAACCUCUUCGUAGCACUCAAGAAGAAGGACGGUGGAGUCGAGCUCGUCACGCCUCCUCUCAACGGUAUGAUCCUACCUGGUGUCACGAGGGAUUCCAUCUUGCACAUUGCGAAGGAUCACGUCAGCGGCAAGUACGCAUUGGACAGUCUACCCAAGGACUUGGAGGUCAACGAGAGGGAGAUCAGCAUCCACGAAGUCAUCGAGGCCGAGAAGUCGGGCGCACUGAUCGAAAUGUUCGGCGCAGGUACCGCUGCCGUUGUCAGCCCCGUGGACAGAGUGGGUUACAAGGGUAAGGAUAUCCACAUCCCGGCGGGAGAUGGCAUCGGACCCAUCGCAAAGGCUAUGUUGGAGAGGAUCACCAAUAUUCAGCUGGGCAAGGUGGAGCACGAGUGGAGCGUGGUUGUUGAUGAUCUUUAG